CUAAAAUUGGGAAAUAAGUUUAUUCCACCAACGUGGACUUAUUCUCUGUACUAGCUGACUAAUUUGACGACAACCACCCUUUGUUAUAUAAAUAUGGAAAUAAUUGUAGUCAUUUUGUAAUUCAUUUCCAAGAUAGACUACAUAAAAUACAUCAAACAACUACUCUCGCUAUGGUUUCCUUAAAUAAAUUGGUCAAUGGAGGCUUGAUCUUAGCAGGUCAAUCUGUUUACUCGGAUGUUGCAUCCCCUGAACAAGCUGCCAUUGAACAGUACAAUAUCCUCAAGUUCUUGGGAGGAUCAGCUCCAUACAUCCAACACCCCGGAUUUGGUAUCUCUACUGAGAUUCCUUCCCAAUGUACUCUUGAACAAGUACAAUUAUUUUCUAGACACGGUGAACGUUAUCCUUCUACUGGAUCAGGAAAGUCAUAUGAGGCUGUUUUUAAAAAGCUCAAGGCAUACAAUGGUACCUUUAAGGGAGAGCUUGCAUUUUUGAAUGAUGAUUACACUUACUUUGUGAAGGAUACAUAUUGGUAUGAAAAGGAAACCACACCAGGUAAUUCCGAGGGAUAUUUUAGUGGAACUUCAGACGCAUUGAAACAUGGCGCAGCAUUUAGAGCCAAGUACAAUGCCUUGUACAAUUCAAGUGAAGUAUUACCCGUAUUUUCAUCGAACUCUGGUAGAUGUUAUCAAACCUCAAACUAUUUUGCAAGAGGGUUCUUGGGAGAUCAAUACUCUGAUUCCACUGUUAAAUUUUCAAUUAUUUCUGAAUCACCAGAUAGUGGUGCCAACUCCUUAACUCCAAGAUAUGCUUGUAAUGCGUAUAAUAGUAGCGCAAAUGCUACUCUUGUCAAUAAAUAUGACAAAAGUUAUUUGAAAGAUAUCUUAAAGAGACUUCAAAGUUCCAACCCUGGCUUGAACCUUACUACUGGUGAUAUUGAAAAUUUAUUUGGAUACUUGGCCUAUGAAAUUAAUGUUAGAGGUUAUUCUCCAUUUGCGGACAUUUUCACAAAUGAAGAAUAUAUUAGAUACUCAUAUGGGAAUGAUAUUUCCAACUUUUACUCAAAUGGACCAGGUAAUAAUCUUACCAAGGUUAUUGGAUCAACUUUGUUAAAUGCAUCAGUUACUUUGUUGAAGAAUUCCGAUGCUAAAAAUAAGAUUUGGUUAUCAUUCUCUCAUGAUACUGAUUGGGAAAUUUUACAUGCUGCCUUAGGAUUGACCAGUCCAGAACAUCCAUUACCUGUUGAUUAUGUACAAUUCCCUGACACUUAUGUUCAUUCUCAAAUUGUCCCACAAGGUGCUAGACUUUAUACUGAAAAGUACAAGUGUGGUAAUAGUUCAUACGUCAGAUAUAUUCUUAACGAUGCUGUGUAUCCAAUUAAGAACUGUUCUAGUGGACCAGGAUUUUCCUGUGAAUUCUCAGAUUUCGAGAAAUACAUUGACGAAAGAUUAAAUGGUGUUAACUUUGUUGAUCAAUGUAAAGUCUUCAAUAAUGUAUCUCAUGAUGUGUCAUUCUACUGGGACUACGAGAAUACUGAGUACAACGCUACUUUGAUUAACAGUUAAAAAUACCCCUUAAACCAAACCUUUUAUAAUUCUUCAUCGUUUAAAGCAAGCUUAACCUUCU
Molecule: messenger RNA, 1623 nt
Organism: [Candida] anglica
Lineage: Eukaryota; Fungi; Ascomycota; Pichiomycetes; Serinales; Debaryomycetaceae
Source: the annotation of a GenBank genome assembly